Messenger RNA from Copidosoma floridanum, 1003 nucleotides. It is a transcript of the gene mRpL28, whose product is annotated as mitochondrial ribosomal protein L28. The record is from RefSeq and is a predicted model, not a curated record. Lineage: Eukaryota; Metazoa; Arthropoda; Insecta; Hymenoptera; Encyrtidae. Gene Ontology annotation, molecular function: structural constituent of ribosome. Gene Ontology annotation, cellular component: mitochondrial large ribosomal subunit.
GGUCGAUGGUCGAUUAAAUAUUAAUGGUCUAUUGUGUUUUUUGCUAUAAUUUAUGCUCCUCUCUUCCUUAGCUGAACCUUGAUGGGGUACAACAACAACAAUAUUUAUAGACAGACUAAUUGAAGUCGAAAAAAAUUUGACAAAACAAAAAUGUCGGUGCCAAAGGAAUUAUCUAAGAAAAUGUACAGAAUCCAGAAGCCUACUCGUUGGACUUCUGGUAUUGGUCUUGAGUUGCCGCAGGCAUACAAGAAGUUUUGGCGUGAGUGGAAAAUAACAGCACCAGAACCAGUUCAUUUUAUUCCUAAGGAAGGCAAAUAUGAAAAACGCGAUGAUGGUACUGUAGUACCAGUGCAAAAUAUUCCAUUACCACUAAAGUAUCCCAAAGAAAUAGAUCAAGGUAUUUGGGGUGGAGAAGCUGUGGUCCAAGGGUUUUAUAAAAGUUCCAAAUACACGAGAAGGACCGUGCGUUAUUGGGUUCCUCAGCUCAAGAAAUCUGUCAUCUAUAGUGAAAUAUUAGACAAGUACAUGAGAACUAUGGUCACUGAUAGAGCUAUCGACUUAAUACAUAAGAAUUAUGGAUUUGAUCAUUAUAUUCUUAAGACAAAGGCUUGUGAUUUAAGAUCACUACUUGCUCUCCACUUGAAAAGGGAAAUGUUGAUAAAUUUAGCUGAUAAAACAUUGUAUCCCAAUGAUCUUGUUAAGCGAGAAGAAAUUUAUGCUAAAUAUGAGAAGUAUCUGGAACCUUAUACUAGAGAAGAAAUUGAAUGGUAUGGGUUGUCAUGGGCAGAGGCAUGCAAAAAACACAUUGAUGCACGGAGAGCAGCCAUCAAAAUAGUUCCACUGAAAGUCACGUACAGACAAGAAUUUAUUCAGCAUCUUAUGACAGAAAAACAAAGAAUGAUUGAAGAAGGAGAAGAUCCAUCUGAUGGCUCGUGGCUAUCAAAAAUUAAUCCAUUCAAAUGAUUUGCAGUGGACAAAAUAAUUGAACAAUCCUUAAACGGCA